Messenger RNA from Anisakis simplex (herring worm), 207 nucleotides. The record is from the annotation of a GenBank genome assembly. NCBI's taxonomy places the organism in Eukaryota, Metazoa, Nematoda, Chromadorea, Rhabditida, Anisakidae.
UCAAUUCAUGCACUGGCCGAGGCAGUGGAAGCGUUUGGUGGAGGUGUCGUCAUGGUGACUCACGACGAGCGUUUGAUUCGUGAGACGAACUGUCAACUGUGGAUUGUUGAAGAUCAUAAUGUCGCUGAAAUCGAUGGCGAUUUUGAUGAAUAUCGUAAAGAGAUUUUGGAACAACUCGGUGAAACUCUUACGCCUCCACAACCGUGA